Gadus morhua (Atlantic cod) is the source of this 2839-nucleotide messenger RNA. It is a transcript of the gene tmem161a, whose product is annotated as transmembrane protein 161A. Lineage: Eukaryota; Metazoa; Chordata; Actinopteri; Gadiformes; Gadidae. The coding region runs from base 129 to 1622 and encodes 497 amino acids. The record is from RefSeq and is a predicted model, not a curated record. The transcript has 11 exons.
CCGUGAUCACAUCCGGUACAUGCGACACACACUCACAUGUUAGCUGCUCCAGCUGUCAGGGCAAGGCGUUUGAAUGAGAAGGAACUGCAGGCAAUCACGGUCCUCUGAAUUGAAAUCCUUCGCUCAAGAUGGCGCUCAUGGGGAUUCAGCUGGUGGUCAGCUUGCUGGCUGCCAGUAUUAUGCAGAGAAUGGCACCCCAUUGCUCCUUUGCCCGCUGGCUUCUGUGUAACGGCAGUUUGUUCCGGUUCAAACACCCUUCGGAAGGGGAGUUGUGUGCGCUGGCUGGGAAGCUCAUUCCCAAGCCCAGCAAGAGAGACAGGAGACAGAAUGGGGAAAAUAAACCUCUCACGGUGCCAAAGGACAUCGACCUUCACCUGGACAAAACUCCUGUCAAUGCCCUUGACGCGCUGGUGUUGCGCUUUUUCCUGGAGUACCAGUGGUUGAUAGACUUUGCCUUGUAUGCGGCUGGGGUGUUCCUGUUCACCGAGAUCUAUGGUACCGUGGUGGACACCAGCAAAGAGGUCAACAUCGGAGCCAUCUGGUGUGUCCUCACCGUGCUGUUUUCCCUGCGGUCUCUGCACACCCUGAUGAGCCACUACUUCCGCUCGGACGAGGGCGGAGAGCGCUCGGUGUGCCUGGCCUUCGGCUUCCUCUCGCUGCUGGUGGCCAUGCUGGUGCUGGUGGUGCGCGAGGACUACCUGGAGUUCGGCCUGGACUCGGGCUUCGCCAGCGCCUUCGACAACCUGGAGGUGUUCGCCAAGCAGCAGGGCUACGCCGACUGGUCAAUCCCUGUAACCAAGCUCACAGUGAAGCUCGGUCUGGCUGCUAUCUGUGCCUUCAUCGGUGCCCUGUUGGCCUUCCCGGGCCUCAGAUUGGCUCAGACUCAUUUGGAUGCUGUCCAGCUGAACUCAGACCGCCCCCUCAUCCAGAUGUGUUUGCAUAUAGGAUUCCUGUCGCCUGUGAUCAUAGUGCUCCUGUGGAUCAAACCCAUCGCCAGAGACUUCCUGGCCAACGCACCGAUGGGGAAGACGUCCAUCACACUGGUGUCCAGUGAGGCCUUCGACAGCGUGCGUCUGUGGGUCAUCGUGACUCUUUGUGUGAUUCGCCUGCUGCUGACUCGCUACCAUCUGCAGGCCUACCUCAACCUGGCCCAGAAGUGGGUGGAGCAGAUGAAGAAGGAGGCGGGCCGCAUCGCCACCAUCGACAUCCAGAGGAAGGUGACCCGCGUGUCCUGCUACCUGACGGUGGUCACCCUGCAGUACCUCAUCCCCAUCCUGAUCAUACUCUUCUCCACGCUGGCCUUCAAGGCCCUGGGCGAGUUCUCCUGGGGGCUGUACCCCGACCAGACCCCCGGGGUCACCCCCGCCCUCUUCAUCCCCACCCCCGCCCCCGUGCUGCCGGUGGUGGGCCUGGAGGACGACGAGGACGGGGCCGAGGACCCGGAGGAGGACAUCCAGGCCACGGUGGCCCGGCUGACGGAGGCCUUCGCCGCGCUGCGCACGGUGCUCACGCCCCUCUUCUUCAGGGGCUUCUUCGCCUUCCUCACCUGGUGGACGGCCGCCUGCCAGGUCAUCAGCUCCCUGUUCGGCAUCUACUUCCACCAGUACCUCAUGCAGAACUGAGGAGCCACGCCCACCCCCUGAGGGCCACGCCCCCCGGAGGACACGCCCCCACUAGAGGACACGCCCCCUGGAAGACACGCCCCUCUGGAGCGCGUGUGUGUGUGUGUGUGUGCGUCGUUGGCAUGUCCCGGACACAUUGGCUUUUGGUUUCCCUUCAGCCCCUGGGUCCACCAGCGAGGAUUAACCAUAGAGAAAAGGUCGUUUCCGCUACUAUGGAGCGGCAUGUUUAUGUUUCAGAUGUUCCUAUGCCCGUGUUAGCCGACCACUAACCGUUAGAUGCUGCAUAGAGAUUUAGCGUGUGGCAAAGUAAGAUGUCCUACUUUGCCUCCUUUGUACAUUUUAAAAGUCUAUUUUUGAGGGAUUUCGUGUCCCGAUAUGACACCGAUUUCAUGAGUGCUCGAAAGCUUUUAGUUUAGGUUGUGUUGCCGUACCACACUAAUCACGAAGCAGCCAUCAGCUUCAGUCACAGCCUGCGCCGUCACACACAGCAGACCACAGCAGGAGUCUGAUUGAAACGGUGGAUGUGGCUGUCCUAUUAAUCCAAGCUACUAAAUAUCAUUUUUUGCCUAAUAACAAAAGUAUUACGAAGCAAAUGGGCCUGUCCAAUGCAAGGGUUCACUCUUUGACUUCUUAAGUGCCUGGGAUCUCAGGGAUUCUAAAUGAUGUGGGUUACCACCGUCCUUUCUGUUUCAUAUCGUUUUGGGAAUGAAAGGUCUCAAGUGUUUUGGUCUCCUUAAACCCAUUCGCUCAGCUUAUUUGAUGCGUUGUUUUGCUACCUUUUUACGUUUUUGAAUGGCACACGUUUUACUUUUAAAUGUGUAUUGCAACACACUCCCUAAACAGAAUUUUUUUUCUUAUGAAUCGGUUAACGUCUGAUAUGGAUUUAAAAAUGGAGGAAAUGGUUUAUUUAUAUAUUUAUACUGCAGCAAAUAACCUUUUUGUUAUUUUCAAAUGCUACUGGAUAUCAUUUUGCGGUACAUUUGCGUGUUCUGUUAGAUUCGUUUCUGUGUGAUUUUUCUCUCGACUGAGACGGAAUGUUAGUUAAAUCGUGUUAAACUGUGACGGGAAAAUAAACACUUUUACAUCAACUUAAGCGUUUUUUUAAGUGCAUGGUGUGUGUGUGCGAGUGUGUGCUUUUGGCUGAAAACACAUUUGUGACGUUUUGUAUGAUUUGUUUUUAUUUUUGUGUGACUUAAAUAAAGUAUUUACUAGUAUUU